AUGGCUUCCUCACCGCCGCCGGCCUCCUCUCCGCCGCCUCCCGGCAAGAAGCUGAAGAUGUCCUCCGCGAGCGCCUCCGACGAGGAAGAAGAAGCUGAGCACCACCAGAACGGUGGCGCGGCGGCGCCGCCCUGCCUUUCCCUCUCUUCCGCCGCUGCCGGCGACGGCGCCGGCGGAGCCAAGCGGAGGCUGAAACGACGGAAAGUGGCCAUCGUCCUCGGGUACUGCGGCGCAGGGUACCAGGGAAUGCAGAAGAAUCCCGGCGCGAGGACCAUAGAGGGCGACCUCGAGGAGGCCCUCUUCCUCUCCGGCGGCGUUCCCGAGCCAGACCGGGGGAUUCCCCGGCGCUACGACUGGGCCCGCGCCGCCCGCACUGAUAAGGGCGUCAGCGCCGCCGGGCAGGUCGUCUCCGGCAGGUUCUAUGUCGAUCCACCAGGCUUCGUCGACCGCCUCAACGCCAACCUCGCCCCGCAGAUCAGGGUCUUCGGGUUCAAGCGGGUCACCGCCUCCUUCAACGCCAAGAAGUUCUGCGAUCGCCGCCGGUACAUCUACCUCCUCCCGGUGUUCGCGCUGGACCCCAACGCCCACCCGGACAGAGAGAGCGUUGUGGCGAGCAUGGGCUCUGAGAAGGAGCUCGCCAAGUGCAUUGAGUGUUCCGAGCGGGGCCGCAAGGUCCCCGGCCUCAUGGGCCGGCCGCCGGAGAAGCCCUGCAAUCGGGUAGAAGAAGACCCCGCCGCAGACUCUGAAUCCAAACCUCCUGCAACGACGGUGGGCAGAAUUGAGCAUGGCGAUGGACCAGAGGGCUCCGCUGAAUCCAUUGAUCCCUCUAUGACCGGACCAAACCCAAAAAUUUCUGCAGAGGACGCUAAGCCGGCCACAGAAGAGCGGAAGGUGGGAGACGAGUCGGAAGCAAAUAUCAGAGUCUCCCACGAGGAGGGAGAAGCGGCAGAAGAUGCUCCGCAGAUGGCCGGGAGAACCAGCGAGUUCCGGUACGGGGAGGAGGAGAGGAAGAGGUUCAAUGCCAUCCUCAAGCGCUACGAGGGCACGCACAACUUCCACAACUUCACGACGAGAACCAAGGCUGAGGACCCCUCCGCACGCCGCUACAUUGUCUCCUUCGACGCCGGCGCGGUGGUCACCAUCGCCGGGAUUGACUUCGUGCGGUGCGAGGUUAUCGGCCAGAGCUUCAUGCUUCACCAGAUUAGGAAGAUGAUCGGGCUCGCCGUCGCCGUCAUGAGAAACUGCACGCCGGAGUCGAUGAUGGAGACGGCGCUGAGGAAGUGCGGAGGAGCUGCAAUCUCUGAAAUUUCCAUCGCCCUGCUCGAUCUUUAAAAACCAUUGCUGACCUGAACUGUUGGUGUGUUUCAGAGACGUGAACGUCAACGUGCCGACGGCGCCGGAAGUGGGGCUGUACCUGGACGAGUGCCUCUUCUCCUCGUACAACCAGAAGUGGAAGGAUUCGCACGAGGCGGUGUCCAUGGAGGCCUACGCUGCGGCGGCGGAGGCGUUCAAGGCCAAGUUUAUAUUUCCCCACAUCGCUGCCAUGGAGGAGAAAGAGGGGGCGGUGGCGCUGUGGCUGCACUCUCUCAAUCGCCGCAACUACCCUGAUUUCCACUUUACGGAGACCGCCUCCGCCGUGGCGGAGAGCAACCCCAAACAGACGGCGACUUGA
This is a messenger RNA of Spirodela intermedia, 1672 nucleotides long. Lineage: Eukaryota; Viridiplantae; Streptophyta; Magnoliopsida; Alismatales; Araceae. The record is from the annotation of a GenBank genome assembly.